AUGAACAAGAUCAUUGUCUACGAGCAUGUUGACUUCAGGGGCCUCAGCAAAGAGUUCACCUCCGAUGUCUCCAACUUAAUUGAUCACAAUUUCAACGACUGCGUCUCUUCUCUGAAAGUGAUUGGCAACCCCUGGGUGGCAUACAGGGAUGUCCAUUUCUCUGGCCCACAAUCAGUCUUUGAGGAAGGAGAAUAUGCCAGACUGGAAAACCACGAGAACGACACCUUUUCUUCUCUGCAGUUGGUGACUGAGGACUUGUCAAACCCUCAGAUCACACUGUAUGAGCAUGUCAACUACCAGGGCAGAAGCCUUGUGAUCAACUGUGAGACCAACCUCUGCAGUCACUCUUUUAAUGACAUAACAUCUUCUCACAAAGUGCAGAGGGGGGCAUGGGUCCUCUACGAGCAUGCAAACCAAACCGGACGCAUAAUGGUGGCCAGAGCUCAUCGUGAUGUGCCCGUCUACGGGCCGUUCAAUGACCUUCUGACUUAUCUGCGUCCCCUGAAGCCAGGAAAACCCAAAGUUACAGUGGUUCUUCUCUGGGACAAGAAGCAAGAAGAGACAAGGUCAGUCACCAUUGAUUCCAUCUGUGGCCACAACGCCACUGACCAACGGCAAAUCUUCUGUCCAGAUCUGUAUCGAAUGUAUGAAGUCUUCACGACUGAGAGGUUCAACUUCUGCAAUGCUGAGGAGAUCAGGAAUGGGACAAAAUUUGAUGUCGACCUCAUUAAGCUGAAGACAGUGUAUGACUUUCCUGUGCAAGAGACCUUCACUGUGCAGAAAGGAAGCAGCAACACCAGGACCACAAAGAAGAGCAUGCAAGUCCCCCUGCCGGCCAGUGUCCCUCCCCACAGCAAGAUCACUGUGAAUGUGCUGGCCAAGGAGGUAGAGGUGAAGAUCCCAGUGAACCUGACCAUUACAAAUUCCUUUAAUAAGACCCAGCUCAUUGGCGGAGAGUACAUAUGCCACUCUAAGCUGCCUGUUCGCACUGUGUACAUGGAAGAGCCCAUUUAG
This is a messenger RNA of Pygocentrus nattereri (red-bellied piranha), 1014 nucleotides long. Its product is annotated as epidermal differentiation-specific protein-like. Gene Ontology annotation, biological process: lens development in camera-type eye; visual perception. The transcript has a single exon. NCBI's taxonomy places the organism in Eukaryota, Metazoa, Chordata, Actinopteri, Characiformes, Serrasalmidae. The record is from RefSeq and is a predicted model, not a curated record. The coding region runs from base 1 to 1014 and encodes 337 amino acids. Gene Ontology annotation, molecular function: structural constituent of eye lens.